Micromonas pusilla CCMP1545 is the source of this 4929-nucleotide messenger RNA. RefSeq lists its product as uncharacterized. Lineage: Eukaryota; Viridiplantae; Chlorophyta; Mamiellophyceae; Mamiellales; Mamiellaceae. The transcript has a single exon. Gene Ontology annotation, molecular function: calcium ion binding. The record is from RefSeq and is a predicted model, not a curated record. The coding region runs from base 1 to 4929 and encodes 1642 amino acids.
AUGUCCUCCGACGACGCGCGACGCGCGGAGGCGACGCGGGGAGAUCACCCCCCUCGAGGAAACGCGCGAGAAACAUGCGGCGGCGCGUCCCGCGAGCGUGCGACGCCCCCCGCGCGCGCCGCCGCGAGGACGCGUCGGGCGUUCGACGAAUCCAUCGCGUUCGCGUCGAAGUCCUCGCGGGCGCGCGGGCGCCGCUCGCUCGUCGCGUUCGCCCUCGUCCUCGCGACGAGCCUCGUCCUCGCGGCGGUCCCUCCCGUCGGGGCUGGGCUCGAAAAAUAUCAGUACAUGGGCGCGGGCAUCGAGCACACGUGCGUCGUGCUCGACGACGGCAAGGCGGUGUGCUGGGGGAAAAUCAGUGAUGGACGACUUCUGGGCACGUCGGGGGGAACCUCAGUGGAUUCACCGAAGGAUCACCCCGACGUCACCUGCGACUUCGGCACCGUGGGCGGCGUGGACCUCACCGUCAAGAGCGUCUCCGUCGGAUACAAGCACUCGUGCGCCAUCCUCAGCAACGACAGGGUGAAGUGCUGGGGAAACAACGUUGAUGCUCGACUCGGCAUCGGCAUCACCACUUCCGAUAGUUCUCAAUUCGCUGGGGACAGCUUGCCGUACGUGGAACUGGAAUCCGCAACACCAACCACCCCUCCUUUCUUGGCGAAGGAGGUCGUCGCCGGAGCCAAGCACUCGUGCGCGAUCACGACAGGUGAUGAACCCAAAUUGUACUGCUGGGGAAAUAAUGACCAGGGGCAAGCCAACGUCGCUGAUACGCGUACCACCAUCCCACGUCCGAGGGAUGCUAUUAACUUUGGCUUUGCUCCUGACGGUGUCGUCGCGUACAUGCCUGUGAGCGUCUCGCUCGGUUGGUCGCACACGUGCGCAAUGGUAUCACCCUCAGACUACACAAAACCAGUCGUGAAGUGCUGGGGUAGCAAUAAUAAGGGGCAACUCGGUGCAAUCUCUGUAGGGGACAGAGUCGCCGCGUUGCAGAGUCCAAACGCGGUAGUGAAUUUUGGCCUUGGUCGUCACGCGGUUCAAAUCGUCGCCGGAUACGAAUCCAAUUGCGCACUUCUCGAUAACGACGAGGUGAAAUGUUGGGGAUCAGGCGACAAUGGACGACUGGGCAACGGUGCUACGGCUAACGUAGCAUCCACUAUUGAUUCGGUGGGCGUGGGCUGUAGGGAUACUUCCGGAAGUCUUCAGGUAUGUUUGAAGGCGAAAAGUUUGUCCUUGGGCACGGCGAGCGCGAGACACUACUGCGCCAUCGAGAAAGAUUUUGAGACGGUCAAGUGUUGGGGUCACAACACACAAGGACAGCUCGGGAUCCCCUCUGUCCCCUCUGUCCCCUCCACACAGGAAUCAUCGACGCCACAGGACGUCGACUUGAAAAUGUUGAAAAGCACGGACGACACGACUCUGGCCGCGAGCAUUGUCGCUUUGACGAUCAACGGCGGACCUUGGGCGUCCGCCGACACGUGGUCGACGGAGGAAGCGGAUUUGUACGAGACGGACCAGAAGGUGAUGUACCUGGUAAACGGCGAAUGUCACACGUGCGCUAUACUCGCAGAUUAUUACACCAUCAGAUGCUGGGGCUAUAACGGCGUGGGGCAACUUGGGGAUGGCACGAAUGACCACAUCUCCGACUUGCCGUCGGUCGUCCAAUACACCAAGUACGUGAAUCUGGGUUACGACGCAAUAAAUCGCCGCACGCCCGGUCGAAUACCGAGGUACCACAACAGCUUGUGUACGUGUCCCGGGAUGACACCCGGGAUGACAUCGACGACGUGCAGGCCCGGUGACUUGCAGCCGGCGACGAAGUGGCACACGUGCGGCGAGUACAGCGACACGGCAACGACCAUCCAUGACAACGUCUACGUCUCCGGCCGCACCGUGGAAAAACUCAACUUUUCCAGUGUCGUGACCUUUAACGGUCGCGUGGAGUUGCUCGACGCGAACGCGCUCGUGCGCGUGGACUUUUCGAACGUCGUGUCGAUCCGCGAGUUCUUGCACGUGCGCGAAAACGACGCGUUGACUUCGUUCGCCAUGGACGAGUUGGUGACCGUUGGGAGCGGCGACUCCGCCGCGCACGGCAUCGACGUGCGUUUCAACGAUGUCCUCUCGAAAGUGAGCUUCGCCGCAUUGACCAAAGUUAAAGGCGAGGAUAUAAACGUGGGAAACCCGAUGUGCACAGAAAUUAAUCUACCUCUGAUGGAGCAAGUCAACGGGCACAUCAUCCUCGGCGGCGAGGAUAAAAACUCGGAUGGCGUCCUGAAAUCCGGAGCCUCGAAGAUAUUUAUUACCUCGCCGUGCUUGUGCGGAACCCCCACGUCUAAAUCAUCUCUAACGGGUUGUGAGAGGGUGUGCGAAAUCCCUGGAAUGUACAACGACGAGGAGGACGAGUGCAACGCGUUGAGUAAUCGCUCUCCACGUGUCGGACCUAAUUGGUGCAAUUGGGACGGCAGUCAAUGUUCCAACGAUAUUGCAUAUCAAGGGAGGCCGUGCCCGAGACCGGGUGAAACCCCUCCCGCGGAGAGAACGGCAAUAACUGAGGAUACGUUCGACUAUUGUCAUCGUGUGAACUAUUUCGACGCCGUGACGGGCGGUCUGAGCGCAGGAAGACGGACGAUCCCGAGAACUUCUUCCAAUCUCGACGUCUCGAAAUCAGAAAUCAUCUACGUGUGUCCCACGGACGCUAUCGAUACGGCGACCACCAUCCUCGCCGGAGAAGACGUCGCGCCGGAGGAUGACGCGUGCAAAUCCAACAACGGAGGCUGUUCAGAUCUCGUGUCGUGCACGCCCGGCGUCGGCGGUGUCGUCCACUGCGGCGCGUGCCCGCCCGGGUACCUGGGAAACGGCGUCGUCUCCUCGCCGGCGAGCGACGACGCGCCCGCUUAUGGAUGCGCGGACGUGGACGAAUGCUCGACGAACAACGGCGGGUGCGGCGACUCCGUCGCGUGCGUGAACACGGAGGGAGGUCGCGCGUGCGGGUUGAGCACCAGCGGGGGCGAAUGCUUCGCGAACUACGGAGAGUGUGACCCUCUCGCGACGUGCUCGGAUCCCGACGACGACCCGACGAACGGUAAUGUUCAGUGCGGAGCCUGUCCCAGCGGAUAUUCCCUCGCGGAUGGGAGAUGCGCGCGAGUCGACGCGUGCGCUUCCUCUUCGUGUUUCGCCGGCGUGACGUGCACGCCCGAAGCACCUCCUAGCGUCGGCUACGCGUGCGGCACGUGUCCGAGCGGGUACGCCGGCGACGGAACGUCGUGUGUCGACAUCGACGAGUGCGGCACGGCAAACGGCAGGUGCGACCUUCUGACGACGUGCACCAACACCCCGGCCGGUGCGCGAACGUGCAGCGCGUGCCCGGCGGGGUAUUUCGGCAGCGGCGAGACCGGGUGCGUCGCGAAGACGAGCUCGUGCGCGGAGAACAACGGCGGCUGCGAUCCGCUCGCGUCCUGCUUAGACACGGGAUCGGGCGUGUCGUGCGGCGCGUGCCCCGGCGGUGGUGGGUACUCCGGCACGGGCGCCACGGGAUGCGUGGACGUCGACAUGUGCGCGCCAACGAACCCGUGCUACCUCGCAGUGACCUGCACGGACGUCGAGGCGCCGGGCGCCGGGUUCGAAUGCGGCAGGUGCCCGCAAGGCAUGAAAGGCGACGGCCAAACGUGCGAGCUGUGCACGAUGUCCGCGAGCAUCACGGGCGUCUCUACCGUAGAGAGCGGCACGAUCGCGAGAGGGUUGCAGAAUAAGAUCGUCACGAAUAUCGUGUACAUGGAACCGGCGUGCACGAACGACGAAGGGUACGGAUUUCUGUGGAGAAUCGUCGACACGAGCGACGGAAGUCAAAUCGCGCUCGACGCGUCGAUGACGAAAUCAAACACGCAGCAGCUUUUUCUGCCGGCGCGAACCUUGCCCGAGGGAAAGACGUACGCGAUUCGCUUCGACGCGUUCAGCAAAGGCAACCCGGCGGUGCUCGCGUCCGCGAACGUAAUCUUAUUCGUGAAGGCGUCCCCGCUCGAGGCCGUCGUCGAGGGCGGGUCGCAAAUCCCCGACGGCGUCGUCUUCGCGCUCGGCGUCGCGUUCACGCUAGACGCGUCGGAAUCGAUCGACCCCGACGAAGAGAGCAACCCGUGGUCGUACCAGUGGGAGUGUCUCAAAACUGUCGACGCCACGGGAGACACGACCGGGGCGUUGUCGUGUGGGAGUCACUACGCCGCGGCGUGGUCGAACGUCGCGCCCGUGUCGGUGGGGUACUACGCCUUCCGAGUGACCGUGUCGAAGGGGGCGAGAUCCGCGACGGCGACGCGGUACGUCCACGUCGUGAGCGGCGCGGCGAACUCGCCGAGCGUCUCGAUCGCGCCGAUACCGGGCGGAGUCGUGAACGCGGGCGCGCGCGCGCGUCUGUCCGCGACGGUGACGUCCACCGCUUCGAGCGGCACGACGACGGUCGCGUGGACGGCGAAAAGGUACGAGUUGACGAUAGACGGCGCGAUCGACAUCGCAUCGGCCGUGACCGUCGACCUCGACGCCGCGGGCUUCCUCGCGAUCGAUAGCACGACGACGUCCAAUCUCGUGUUGGCCCCCGACGCUCUCGGUAGAGACGGCGCCGCGCUGUAUUCGUACGCGUUCGCUAUCGACGUGUCGGACGCGAAUGGCGUCGCGAAGGCGUCGAUCGAAUUGCGACGGAACGUUCCGCCGGUCGCGGGCACGAUCGCCGCGCUUCCCGCGAACGGCAUCGCCGCGCAGACGACGUUCGUGAUCGCCGUCGGCGGGGGAUGGCUCGACCCGGACGGUCAUUUGCCACUGAUGAUACGCUUCACCGCGCUCGUCAAGGGCGCGCCCGCGUAUCGAUCGCGCUUGCUUCAAGACUACAGGUGCGUCCCGUCUGCGCGUGCAAACGUUUUUCACCCGUCCAUCGCAUUCCUUAUUUAUUAA